Molecule: messenger RNA, 4159 nt
Organism: Oryzias latipes (Japanese medaka)
Lineage: Eukaryota; Metazoa; Chordata; Actinopteri; Beloniformes; Adrianichthyidae
Gene: sack1e
Product: family with sequence similarity 83 member E
Biological process (GO): signal transduction
Molecular function (GO): protein kinase binding
Source: RefSeq, a predicted model, not a curated record
UUAUUGUGCAGUACUCAAAUGACUUGAUCCUGUUUUUCUUUCAGAACACACCUUAUUGCUCAGCUUCAUUGAGUAGUUACAGUGUUUAGAAAAGGGCUGAACUCGUCUCACAUCCUCUUCAAUGCUGAGUUAAGCACUUCAUGUGAAAUAAAGAGCCAGAGUAAUCUCCUGACGUCACAAAGCGCUGAUGAAGAAGCUGCUCCCUCUUUUUCAGUUGAUCUUUCUGCAGAAUGGGAGCACUUUUAUCUAUUAAUCUACUUUCGACACCCACUUCCAGCUACUUAGGCCGACAGGGUUUUGCUGGAAUUCUGCAGUAGCUGAGGGCAGGUUGCCAGUCCAUCACAGAAUUCACAAUUAACGGCAAUCUGCCCUGUCAAUGGCAGUUACUCAGAAAGAUGCCUCUUGGCAGAUUGCCAUCAAAGUUACAUGGAAGAUUAAUUUCUGCAGAACUGAAAAAGAAACAGAUUUUUAUUUUUUGUGUUUGUCCAGGAAGUCUGAAUGUUGCUUGUAAACACAAUGGUCAGGCUGAACCAGUCCAAAAAGCAAACUAUAAGGUAAAUGGCUAAUGCACAGAUGUGGAGAUCAUUCAGGUCUCGCACACACAGGUGGAGAAUGGACUAAAACAAGAGAACACAAGGCAAUGCAUUCAUCAGUAUGGAGUCUGGAAAGUCUAAGAAAACAAAAUGGAGUGAUGACGGAGUAAAACAGUGUGUCAGCUCAACUAAAUGAGUGGAAUGUCAGCAACAAGGAGUGGAAAGCAAGAGGAGUGUAGUGACACUCGGGAAGGGGAGGAGACAAGUGCAAAGUAGCUACUGAGAGCUCAGGAGGGACGUUUAGACCUGAGACACAGGUUCAAAAACACAACAAAGACAGACAGACCCAGUGCCUCAAAGUUCCGCCGCGUUUUUCAGUUUGGGGGGCAAAACUUCAGCUAACCUGGACAUAUGUUCACGGUUUUGAUCUCAAAGAGCUUGAGUGAACCCAUCAAGAGGAUCUUCCAGACAUUGAGCAGUGUUUUGGACAGCUGUUGACAGCAUGGGGGUUCCUUUUUAGAGUUUGGACGAAGAACCACCACGAUUUAACCGCUGCUGACUCAGAUGACCUGGAAGUUCUUUGGACAAGACUCUGAAAGACAACAAACAAAACCUGCAGAUAUGUCGAACUCACAAGAACUGAGCUUAGACGAAAACGUUGUUUUCCUGCCGGUGGACGAGUCCUCCACUGAGUUCCUUCACUGUGAACGGGAGCGUGAAGCAGUGGAGGAACUCCUGAGUGCAGGACCUGAGGCCUUCUACUGCAGCGUUGGACCAGAGUGUUUUGGCUGCUUUUUAUCUCCUAAAGAGGUCAGCCAGAUGACCAACUGGGUUCAGAACAGGGUUGAGCCAGAAGCGGAAAAUGGAGUGGAAAGGAACACACUGACGGAGGACUACUGCUCCACUUACUUUCCUGAGCCUUUUGACUUUCCAGCCCCAAAUCUGGACCUGGGAUGGCCGGAGGACCAGCCAUGCGGGAAGAACAGCCUAAUGGUUUACAGCAGCCCACCUGUUGAGGGACAGCCGCCUGUCAGGGAGAUCAUAAGAACACAUUUGCAAGAAGCUAAAAAAGUAAUCGCCAUAGUGACAGACAGUCUGACAGACAAUACUGUUAUCAAUGAUUUACACAUGGCUGCCUCCGGUGGAGUCCCUGUCUACAUUAUUCUCAACAAAAGGUCUGCCCAGGAGAAUUUCACCCUCUGCAGACUGCGACAUCCAAACAUGAGGGUUCGUGUUCUUGGAGGAAAAACCUUUUAUUCAAGAACUGGAAGAAAGAUAGUCGGAGAGCUAAAAGAGAAAUUCCUAUUGGUGGAUUUGAAGACAGUGAUUCUUGGCAGCUACAGCCUCACCUGGACAGACGCCCACCUUCAUCGACAGCUGAUCACUGUCCUGACAGGAUCAACUGUUGACUGGUUUGACACAGAGUUUAGGACUCUCUAUGCUGAUUCAUUCCCGGCUCCUGACUCCUUGAUGCUCCCAGGAAACGUGCUUCUUCGAGUACCCGACAAGCUUAAAAACUCCACCCAUCCUCGGUUUCAAAAACGUCUGUCUGUGGAGCAAGAGAUUCCCACCAUUCCAUCCCCAGCUAAAGAAAUCCUCCUGGACUGGAAAGACAUGGGCUUUUAUCACGAAAACAACAGCAGCCAAGAAAGUCUUGAUAUCCAUGAGGAAAGUUUGUCAAAGCAAACAUCACAGCACAAAGACAACAAAGACAAGUCCUAUAUUGAAAAAAUUACAUACCAUGGACACCAUUUUAAGGACGAGAUAAGCAAUAUUGAACCAAGUUUCACCCAGACAGUAGAUGCAAAGAGGUUAGAAAGACUAGAUCACAAAAUAGAAAAAGCUCUUUGCAGACAAGCCAACAAAGAGAAACACAAUUAUUUACACAACGGAUCUACAGAACCAGAUGAUGAAGUUUCAGAAACAUACAAGGAGAGACGGCCGAUCAUAAGAAGGUAUACAUUUUUAGAAAAGAGAAAUACCACCGAAACAUCUUCCAGAAGGUCUUUAGUCUUAGAUGAACCAAAAUAUGAAUGUCACAGGUAUACGAAUGACAUUCUGAAGACAAUCAUGACGGGAACUGAGAGAAUGUUAAGAAGGAAAUCUGACCCCCUGUCGUCAGACAUGACUUCUACGAGGACUGGAGGUCUGGUGCCAGGGAUUCAAGGAGGCUUUCUUAUGGAUCAAAUGACACCGGCAUCAAUACUUUUUAAGACAAGAAACCCAGAGACCAGAGCCAUGAGGUCAAAGGUGUCGUACUUGAGAAGAGCAUCGGAUGACAGGACAAACUUUUACAUGCCGCAUGGAGAUGAGUAAAGUUUAUCGAAUUUAUUUGAAAAUGAAGGACAAAAGGACUCAUUCACAGCACAGAUGGACGCUUAAACUGAAACUUCAAAAUAAAACCAAAACUUUAAAAAGAUAAAAAAUCUAAUGCAUGGUGUGCAGAGAAAUGUCACUUCUUCUUACUGCCUUUUACGCCUUGAGACGCUUAAGGCAGCAACAAAAUCUUUCCAUUUCUGAUGGUCGCGGGCCAAGGUAGAUGGUUCCCCAGGUGUGUCCAAAUCCUUUCAGCUCGGCUUCUCCUGUUCGGCGCCAGGUGAUCUUCGGCCGUCCUCUUUUUAAAUCUUUUUCCAUCUGGUGUCCACUGUCUUUAUGAUCGUGUUUUCUUCACUCCUGAGUACAUGUCCAAUCCAUGUCCAGCGUCUUUUGAAGAUAAUUGUAUGAUUGUUUUCUUGAUUGCUGCAGGAGAAUAGAUCUUCAUUGGAAAUCUUUUGGGGCCAGCAUAAUUCUUAAUAUCCUUCUCAAUAUUCCUGUGUGGAAGUUAGAGAGUUUAGUCAAGUCUUGCAGUGGCAUUCUCCAGCACUCUGCUCCAUACAGUGACACUGACAGAACGCCGCUGUUGCAGAGUCUCAGUUUUGUUACUUGUUUUUUUGUUUUUUCAGUUUUGCUGUGAUGAUGUCCAAAUGUUGUUCAUGCUGAUGAAUGUAACCCUUGCUUUGUUAAUCCUGUUCUGUAUGUCCUUAUUACUUCCACCUUCUGACGUGAUGAUGCUACCCAGGUGUGAAGAUGUGGUAAAUCCUAGUCAUUUACCUUGAUGGGGCUGUGACCUAGUAUUCAAGGUCAAGAUCUCUGACUUUUUUUGGUUGAUUUUGGGACCGACUUGAGAUCCAAAUCGACUCAACUGGCCAGUCCUGUCCUGCGUGUGUCUGGAUAUAUGAUUUUAAGAUAAAAAUGUGACAUCUCUCAUCUUAAAAGCUUAAAAACAAUGUAUUUUAAUUGUUAUCAACUUUCUCACCCAUCUCACACAUUAUAGAUGCACUUUGGAAGAAAGCGAGAUGUGUUGAAAAAGAAAACAUCAGAAAAACAAGUAAAAGUCUUGUUUAGCACUUAUUAAUUUGAACAAAAGUUUUAAGAUUUUUUGCAUGUCAUUGGUUUAAGACGAACUCUUUCACUGAAGAACAAAGUGAGCGUAAGAAGAAAGGCGCCGUCCCAGUCUCCAAACACAGACACUGGCCUCUCUGCAUUCAUUUUCCUAUCAAACUGACUGUGUGACACUUUAUUCUAUAUUUAUAUGUGAAACGUUUAUAUAUGGAAAAGAAAUAAAAACAAAUAUUGCUGUGCUGCUU